This is a messenger RNA of Debaryomyces fabryi, 999 nucleotides long. RefSeq lists its product as uncharacterized. Gene Ontology annotation, molecular function: oxidoreductase activity. NCBI's taxonomy places the organism in Eukaryota, Fungi, Ascomycota, Pichiomycetes, Serinales, Debaryomycetaceae. Bases 1 to 999 code for a protein of 332 amino acids. The transcript has a single exon. The record is from RefSeq and is a predicted model, not a curated record.
AUGUCAAGACUAAUCAAAGCAGCAAUUUUCUCAAAAUCCAAGGGGACUCCUUUUAUUAAGGAAAUACAAUUGCAAGCCACUAAAGACGAUGAAGUUGUUGUAAAGGUCGUGGCGACUGGAUAUCAUCAUUUAGUCAGGGGAAGAGCAUCAGGUAGUCAUUAUUCUGCUCUGGAUGGCAAUGGAGAUCAAAUUGUAGGGGUUGAUGGAGUCGGAUUUGUUGAAGGAACAAAUGAUUUAGUCUACUUUACUGUUUUCGCACCAGGACUCGGUUCUUAUGCUCAAUAUGUUAAUGUCAAGAAAAGCAACAUAUUCCAUUUUCCAAGUAAUUAUAAGUCUGAGGAUGCAAUAGCAAGGGUUGCGGCUUUAGCUAAUGGAGUAAUGUCGUCGUACUUUGCUCUUGGUCCAAGGCUUCCAACAUUGGCUACGAAUCCAACUAUUGCCAUAUUGGGUGUUACUGGAACAUCGGGUCAGUUGGCAAUUCAAGUCAGUAAAAAAAUAUUCCAAGCGCAAAAGGUUAUAGGUAUUGCAAGAUCGGCUGAAAAUUUGAAGGAAUUGCAACAGGGCCAGCCAUUAUUGGAUGAAAUUGUGUCUCUUGAAGAAGAAGACCAAGAUAUUAUCAAGAGCGGUAAGUUGGAUGGAGUUGACGUUGUUUUGGACUAUGUAUGGGGCGAGCCUGCAUUAAGAUUAAUGGGAGAUUUCAUCAAAUCUAGGACUGAUAAAACUAAAGCCUUAAAGUGGAUCCAAAUUGGCCAAAUGUCCGGUUCUGAUGUUCCAAUACCUGCAGCCUAUUUAAGAAGUGCAAAUUUUACAAUUUUAGGGAGCGGGCUUGGACCACUAACUGCGUCUGAAAUGGCUGAUGUGUUUAAAAAAAUUGUUGUCGCUUUAGCAGAAGGAACUCUUAAUUCUAAAGUAGAAGCGGUGCCUAUUGAAGAUGUUGAAGCAGAAUGGGCAAGACCCUUUUCCAAGACCAUCAGAAAGUACUUCGCGUUCACUAAUUGA